GCCUUUUCGCUUACGGGCGUGGCGUUUUAUCUAGUUCGGACCAACCCGCUCCCGCCAUUCACAGGGCGAUUUUUGCAGCGGCGAAGAAGAAUCACAGCAACCUAGUAUAGAAGGAUUGCAUUCUUAUGGUAUUGAUGAUUAUAAAAGGCUUAUUCCGGAGAUACGAAAGAUGGAAUCCCGUACAUCCAACUCUCGGGGCAUUUUGGGGGAUGGGAAUAGGCAUGGGCUGUGGUGUUGGAUGGGGUCCUGGUUUUGGACCUGAAGUAGUUGGUUAUGUUGGUGCUGGAUGUGGUCUCGGAUUUUGUGUGGGAUUCACUGCUGCAGGUCUUGGCAUUGGUCUUCCAGCAAAUGCGCUUUAUCAUGUUGCUUACAAUGUUGCCCUGGCCACAAGAAGUGGAGCAGUGGAAUUAGUCCAAUCCAACAGUCUUCGAUCCACAACUUUUUCUGUUUCUAAUGGAUGGAAUGACUUUACACAGCAUAUAUUUGGGCUACAAAGAGAAGCAAGUAGACGAUUAACAAACAUCAAGCUGGAGUGCUUGGACAAAAAGAUUAAUUUACCUGAUAAGACGAUCUUACCAGCCAUUCCUACUAAGUCUAUUUGUGAAACUGUAGGAACAUUAGGUCAUCGGCUUUCUCACAUUCACAAAGGUUCAAAAGGUUAACAUCUUGAGCACUGAGCUAUUGCUAUACUGAUUUGCUGUACAUAGCUGCUUCAGUUACCUAAAGUGAGAGUGAGUAAAUAUUCAGCAUUUUAUUUUUACCCGUUAUGCUCCUCUUCUUUCUUGGCUUCUGCUGGUAACUGUUUAGGCAUAUUUCUUUGUACUCUCUUUUGCUCUUAAUAAAGUAUUUUAGGGUCUUCUUUCAGUCA
Cucurbita pepo subsp. pepo (vegetable marrow) is the source of this 868-nucleotide messenger RNA. Its product is annotated as Putative membrane lipoprotein. NCBI's taxonomy places the organism in Eukaryota, Viridiplantae, Streptophyta, Magnoliopsida, Cucurbitales, Cucurbitaceae. The record is from RefSeq and is a predicted model, not a curated record.